GGCUCUGAUGGAGGUGGCUCGGGAUGGAGGGUCCCCUUGCCCCGGGAGGGAGUCCCCCCGCCCUGUGCUCCUCCAUCCCCAGCGCAGCGAUGCCCCCGUGCAGGAUUUUGGGCUGUGAGGCCCCAAAGAAGAAUUAAUUACCCCCCGUAACCACGCAUCCCAAACACAGCUUCUCCCCGGCUUCAGGGGCAGGCGCCAUCCGUGGCUCAGUGUUGGACCUGGCAGUGCAGGGUUGAGGGUCUCUGCUCUUCUCCCUCCCGGUGGAGAUGGUGGUGCUGCGGGCUGGGCUCUGCCCUGGUCUCACUGAAGACGUGGUCCAGCUUCUCAGGGCCAAUGGCAUCAGGACAGUGGUGGACUUUGUGUCGUCAGACAUGGAGGAUGUUGCCCAAAAGUGUUCCCUGUCUUACAAGGCGCUGGUCGCAGUCAGACGUGUGCUCCUGGCCCAGUUCUCUGCCUUCCCUGCCAACGGAGCAGACCUCUACGAGGAGCUCAAGAGCUCCACGGCCAUCCUGCCCACUGGCAGCCCAAGCCUGGACCAGCUGCUGGACUCGGGGCUGUACACCGGGGAAGUGACGGAGCUCAUGGGAGCACCGGGCACUGGGAAGACUCAGGUGUGUCUGGGCAUUGCAGCCAGUGUAUCCCUGGGGCUCAAGCAGCACGUCCUGUUUCUGGACUCCACGGGGGGUUUCACUGCCUCCCGUCUCUACCAGAUGCUCCAAGCCCAGACAGAGGAUGAGGAAGAGCAGCUGGAGGCUCUGCAGAGGGUGCAGGUACAACGUGUGUUCAACGUCUACGAGGUGCUGAGUGCCUUGCAGGAGCUGCGGGAUCGCCUCUCCCAGCAGGUCGUGAGCUCCAUGGGAUCUCUCAAGGUGGUGGUGCUGGACUCGGUGUCGGCUGUGAUUUACCCUCUGCUGGGUGGCAGGCAGUCAGAGGGUCUGGCCCUCAUGAUGCAGCUCUCCAGGGAGCUGAAGACCCUGGCCAGGGAGUUCAGCCUUGCUGUUGUGGUGACCAACCAGGUGACAAGGGACAGCAGCACUGGCGCACUGAAGCCAGCCCUCGGCCGCUCCUGGAGUUUCGUGCCCAGCACCCGGGUGCUGCUGGAGAGCAAAGAAGGCUCCUGGGAGAGACCCAGCACACAACGUGCAGCUUCCCUGGCCAAGUCACCCCGGCAGCCAACAGGGAUCCAGGUGGAGCUGGACAUUGGGAACGGUGACGUGUUGGAAGCCAGCCUGGUGACACCCACACAGGGGCUCUGAUGGGCUGGAAAAGCAAAUGUCACAAGGUUCGAGAGAGCUGCACAAAAGCAGGCAAGCACUGAAGGUUUUACAGACUGACUGAGAGUCCUGCAGCCCUGGGAAGGACCAACAAGAAAAAUCUCUUGUUUUUCUGCCCUGUGGCAAAACUGAGUGUGGGGUUCCCUGGAGACCUCUGUGCCUGCAGUGGCUGGGCUGUGGGGACAGCAGGACAGCCAGGUCCUGUCCUCUGCUGCAGCCUUGUCUUCAUCCCCCAGAGCCAGCCCUGUGCUCAGGUGGUGUUUGGGAUCAGCUUGUCCCUGCACAACCCCACAGCUCCCUGUGCUGGUUCUGUUCCCCCCUGGCUCCUGCCCUCUGGAGUUCUGAUCAUCCUUGGGCCCACAGUGGGCUUGGUUCAGAAAUAAAGGAAAAAAAAAAAAGCUGUUGCACGUUGCUGUGGUUGUUGAGAGCUGGAAUUCAAUUAAUGACAGCUGCUCUGAACUUAAUUAAAAUGUUGAGCAGGCCUGGGGUGGGACAGGCUGCUGAUGAGCAGGGACCUAAUGAGAUGCUUGAUCUUCCCUUCUCCCCAGAGGAACACCGGGCCCUGUGGGGACCUGCUGGUGUUUUUGGGGCACAGCUGGGCUGUGUAAGGGCUUGCUGAUAACUGAUGGAGGUUCUGAUCUGCAUCAGCUGAGGCAGAUGGGUCCUGGCUGGCACCAGCUGGCCCUGCUGGAUGCUCAAGGACCUGUUCAAUUGCAUGUGGUGAUGUUUAAAAUAAUCUUCCCCCGCUCCAGUGCUUUCCAGCUGCUCUUGUGUGCUCUUGGCAAGCUCCUGAGGAGAGGGGAGGCUUGGAUGUAGAGUUCCCUCUUGAUCCCAGAUGUCUCAGAUACCCUCAGUUUAAGAAACCUCCUUGGCAGGUGAGCUGAGCCAUGGCUGCACUUCAAGGCAGCUGAUGAUUUGGGGGCUGGGACUAAUUAGGGCAUGCUCAUUAAACUAAUCACACAGCACCACAGCUGCUGGAGCCCUCUAAGGCUGUGCUUGACACAUUAAAUUCAUAUUUUUUACUGAAAACUUUUAGAGGUUGUGUAUUUAUUUGCAUUUCUGGGCUCACCCAGAAAUGAGGAGGCUCAGGAGGGGAGGUUUGGCUCUAGGAAUUGCAGCCUGGUUGUUGGGGUGAGGAGGAAGAGGAUGAAGAAGCAGAAAUUUACCUUAUUAGCUAAUUUCUUGUUAGUUAAUUCCUUGCUAGCUCCUCUCUUGGAGCUGUGGAUAAAGGGGUGGUGCACACACAUUUUAAUUACUAAUUUAUCUCUCUGCCUGAGGUUCUGCAGGGGAAGCACAGCUCUUGUGGGGGAGUGUGGAGCAGAGAAGAGCCAAAUAGAAACCUCUGGGGUUAUAUUUGAACCACGA
Motacilla alba alba is the source of this 2639-nucleotide messenger RNA. It is a transcript of the gene RAD51D, whose product is annotated as RAD51 paralog D. The coding region runs from base 267 to 1256 and encodes 329 amino acids. The record is from RefSeq and is a predicted model, not a curated record. Lineage: Eukaryota; Metazoa; Chordata; Aves; Passeriformes; Motacillidae. Gene Ontology annotation, cellular component: Rad51B-Rad51C-Rad51D-XRCC2 complex; replication fork; centrosome. Gene Ontology annotation, biological process: DNA strand invasion; telomere maintenance; reciprocal meiotic recombination. The transcript is spliced from 11 exons. Gene Ontology annotation, molecular function: ATP hydrolysis activity; ATP-dependent DNA damage sensor activity; ATP binding.